GCUUCGUGGCGGCAUUGUUGCGCCCUUACUCGUUACUCCUCCUCCUCCUAAAUCCUCUCAUUACAAUUUACAAACACUAAUCAUAUAUCAACUUUUCCCUUUAAUUAACCACUUCAACAGUUAACUCCACCCCCAACGAAAUGCACCACCACUACUAGUUCUAUCCACUCACACAGCCACACACAACUGAACCAUUCACGACUACGCUCCCUCGCUUCGCUAAUCAGUAGUCACGAGGCAUCGGAACAAGUGCCAGUGCCAGUGCCAGUGCCAGAUCUCGAUCUCGAUGCGGUGGCGCUUGUUCUCGCUUCUCUUUCUGUUCUUGUUGGAGCCGCUAACGCCUCGCGCAAUGCCGGUUCCGCUCACGUUCUCCGCGCGCCUCGUGCACCGCUUCGCCGAUGAAAUCAAACCGGUUCGCUCUCCGGCCUCGCCGGACCGGAGGAGCUUCCGCUACUUCCAGAUGCUUCUCACCGGCGACAUUCUCAGGCGCAAGAUCAACCUCGGAGCCGCACGCUACCAGCUUCUGUUUCCUUCUCACGGUAGCAAAACGAUGUCGCUCGGCAACGACUUCGGCUGGUUGCAUUACGCGUGGAUUGAUAUAGGAACGCCGAGUACCUCGUUUCUCGUGGCGCUGGACGCAGGGAGUGAUCUUCUUUGGAUUCCGUGUGAUUGCGUGCAGUGUGCUCCGUUGUCGUCGAGUUACUAUUCCAAUCUGGAUAGAGAUCUGAAUGAGUAUAGUCCGUCUCGGUCGUUAUCCAGUAAGCGUCUGUCUUGCAGUCACCGGUUGUGUGAUAUGGGUUCGGAUUGUAAAAGUUCUCAGCAGCAGUGUCCGUACACAGUCAGUUACUUGUCAGAGAACACAUCGAGUUCUGGAUUGUUAGUUGAGGACAUACUGCAUCUUCAGUCAGGCGGCAGUUUAUCAAACUCUUCUGUUCAGGCUCCAGUUGUUCUUGGGUGUGGUAUGAAGCAAAGUGGUGGUUAUUUGGAUGGGGUUGCUCCAGAUGGUCUAAUGGGUUUGGGACCUGGAGAAAGUUCGGUUCCAAGUUUGCUUGCUAAAGCUGGAUUAAUCCACAAUUCUUUUUCCUUGUGCUUUAAUGAAGAUGAUUCUGGUAGAAUGUUUUUUGGGGACCAGGGACCAACCGUCCAACAGUCUACUUCAUUCUUGCCUUUGGAUGGAUUAUACUCAACCUACAUUGUUGGAGUGGAGUCAUGUUGUAUUGGGAAUACUUGUCUUAAAAUGACAAGUUUUAAAGCACAGGUUGAUAGUGGGACGUCAUUUACAUUUCUUCCUGGCCAUGCAUAUGGAGCAAUAGCUGAUGAGUUUGAUGAACAAGUAAAUGGUUCAAGAUCUAGCUUUGAAGGAUCUCCUUGGGAGUAUUGUUAUACACCCAGUUCGCAAGAGUUGCCAAAGGUUCCCAGCUUAACUCUCGUGUUCCAACAGAAUAACAGUUUUGUGGUCUAUGACCCCGUGUUUGUAUUCUAUGGCAAUGAGGGAGUCGUUGGAUUUUGUUUAGCCAUACAGCCAACUGAAGGGGAUAUGGGAACAAUUGGACAGAACUUCAUGACAGGAUACCGUUUGGUAUUUGAUAGGGAAAGCAAGAAGCUAGCAUGGUCACGCUCAAAUUGUCAGGAUCUCAGUCUAGGCAAGAGGAUGCCCCUUUCUCCAAAUGAGACUUCAUCAAACCCAUUGCCUACAGAUGAGCAGCAAAGAACCAACGGGCAUGCAGUUGCUCCAGCGGUUGCUGGAAGAGCUCCCCGAAAACCUUCGGCUGCUUCGUCUCGGAUGAUUUCAUCAUGCCGGGUACACUGGCACCGCUAUUUGUUUCUUCUAUUUCAACUCGUGUCUGCUUUUUACUGAGACUCUCCGUUGCACUCUUAUUCUUAAAUAUGUAUGUUUAGUAGCCUGUCUAGAUAGCGUUACAUGUAUAUCCAAAUCUGUAUCCAUUUUGUCCUCCUAGCUAUGUAAGUAUUUUAGAUCUCACACCAUCCAAUGCUGUUGUUUUUUAGCCUUGCCAGCAUCAUGCUAGAUUCCUAACACUCGUACUGGACCAUUUAUAUGUUAACCCCGCUUUUGGUCGGGUGAGGUUAUGUAAAUUAAUUUGCCUGGUGUUAUCCUUAAGACUGCCUUUUUAAUUUAA
Molecule: messenger RNA, 2138 nt
Organism: Cajanus cajan (pigeon pea)
Lineage: Eukaryota; Viridiplantae; Streptophyta; Magnoliopsida; Fabales; Fabaceae
Product: Eukaryotic aspartyl protease family protein
Biological process (GO): proteolysis
Molecular function (GO): aspartic-type endopeptidase activity
Source: RefSeq, a predicted model, not a curated record